AUCAGGAGGAUAUAUUCCAUAUGGUUAUCCUGGCAUGUACCCGAUGCAAACAAUGGGAUUAAGUCCCCUAAAAAAAUUCCCAGGACUACCCCAACACUGUUCGUCACCCGGACGAUCCAUUCUGUCCAGCCCGUAAACUUGGUUUCAGCAAUGAACCAAGCUGGACCCUCAUGCCCCGCUGGUACACUAGAUGGUUAUGUUGUUUCGGUCACCAAUGAGGAAGAGUGGGAUGAGCCUCGUACCAACAGCGGAAAGGGCAUCACCAAGCCUACCAAAACCCGAGACUCGGCAUUGAAACGUCUAGGUUCUAAAAAAGAAGGUCCUCGGAAAUCUGUAAAACUAAGGCUCGGACCUGAUACGGUUCGUCCUAGCGCAUUUGAAUGUCAUGGCGGGGGGAGAGGCGAGCAACCCGCUCAAUCUAGGUCGCCGAAGGGGACUCAGAGCCGCCACCUAGAAGAAGAGGAAGCUGAGAGCCAGCCUAGGGCCUUCACCUAUACAAGAUUGUCUUAUGAAAGCGCCGAGAGAGAUUUUGAUGAGAUCGGGUGCAUGGCAAGGAAGUUGCAGGCCCUGGAGGACAAGGGCAAGAUCGGAUCUUUUGAAAAGUUGGCUGAAAUCUUUCGAAGGAAAUAUCAGGACAAUUGCGUCAAGAGGAAGAAAUUUACCUACCUUAACAUGGUAGGACAGAGGGAGAAGGAGACCUUGAUCCAAUUCCUCACCCGGUGGAGGGAGGAAAUGGACAAAGUGGAAGAGAUUGACGACAAUACCGCCAUGUCGCUCCUCAUGAACGCAUUCCGCUCUAGGGAAGUCUAUACGGAAUUCUAUAGGAGACCUUCCGCUUCUUACCAGGAAACAUACAACACCGCAUGGGAGUAUGGGGAAGCGGAUAACCUGAAUCAGAGCAAUAAAGAUCUGGAGGAAGGAUAUAAGGCCAAGUCAUCCCAGGCCAAAAGGGAAGAUCAAUCAGGAGGCUCGAAGUCAAAAACUCAUCACGAAGACAUUGUGCAUGAGAUCCGAGAGAAUAAAAAAAGGGGGCAAGCCCAAAAGGCCCUGGGCGGAGAAAUGGAGACAUUCAAGAAGCUGAAGUUGGAUAGGUCACAACUGGAGCCCCUGCAGAUUCCCUUGUCAGGCUUCACCAGAGCAACGAUUGAGGCUGAGGGAACUAUUACAUUGUCUGUAGAAUUGGGGACAGGUAGCAGUGUGGUGAGCAAACGGAUGAAGUUCGUAGUGGUUGACAUCCAUUGUGUACACAAUGCGAUCCUGGGGCGACCCGUGAUCAACCAAGUGCAGGCCACCAAUGAGGGUGCCAGCACCCCAGUGACUGCAACCAUACCGGUCAUUUCAGCCCCGGUGUUGCCUCUGGGUCUGAGCUCUAUCCCGACGGCCAGCGUGAUCAGUCCCUUUGCGACCCCCGUCCCUUCCGCUGGACCGAGUGUCACGUUCCCACCAAGCAUGACUCAGUUCAUGAAUGACCCAGCCAACCUACAAGCCAUCCAGGGCUUCGGUCAGGUCAUGGCCAUGUGCCAGCAGAAUGGGGGGAUGCCUUUCCUCCCUGGUAUGUUCCCGUUCACUCUUCCAGGCACAGGAACCAUGCCCCUACAAGCUUCGAUGGCGGUGACGUCGUUCCAGACGCCAAUGCCGCAGCCAUCACCUUUACAGCCCCAGCUGGUCAGCACCAUGGCCCCUGUCAACUUGACCGGCGCACUUAACGCUGCAGGGAACCCAACAUCGCUGGCAGGAGCUUCCGGCAAAUCCAAGGCCAAAUCCCGGGUGCCUACGACAUCCACCGAAGAACGCCUCUACUAUGGUGACGGGUCAUACCUUUGGUUUGAUUCCGAGGAGGAACGCACCCGUUUCCUCACUUUCUUCUCUAAACGGGUUGUGGCUCCUCCACGGAUCAUCCCGGAGCGCUACCCAGAGCUGCAGCGCUACGACGACCUCGACGCGCAGCUUCAUCAGGCCGGCCUUUGGCCCUUCGUCUCCCGGGCUCGGAAAGAGAUCAACCCGGCGCUGAUUCGGGUCUUUUACUCCAACCUCCGGCGUGAGGGCGACGUGCUCUAUUCUCUUGUCAAGAGCACGCCGAUAGAACUGUCAAUUGAGCAGCUUGGGUGCAUCGACGGCCUCCCCUACCAAGGCGACGAUGUCUCCCUAUAUGGCGGAGAGGACUGGGUGCUCAACAACGAGGGCCUUAUCCUCAACGAGCUUGGCAUCACCGAGCUCAUCCUCCAUGCCUCGGGCUGCCCCACCAUCCACUCCGCUAACCCCGAUGGCCGUCUUCUUCUCUACAUCGUCUCCCGGAUCAUCAAACCCAGGAAGCACGGCGACACCAUCAUGUCCGGUGAAGAUCUCAAGCUCAUCCAUGCGAUCAUGCACUCGGCCCCAAUCAAUUGGGCAAAGUUUGUCAUGAUCAACAUGACGAUUGACGCGUCCACCGACCACGACCACCUUUUCCCGUACCCGUUCGUGGUGAUGGACAUCCUUGAACGGUUCAAGGUGACCACCACCGUUGGCCCACUCACAAAGGCCACGAAGAUUUGGGCGGUCAGCACCCAAACCAUCAAGAAGCGGUCGGACAACACCGGACCUGCCACUGCCGUGCAACGGCGCCGUUCUGCUGGUGGCCCAGCCAAAGCCCAGGCCCGGGCCAAUCUUGCCUCCAUCGCCAACUCCCUCAACCGGCUUCACUUCAAAGUUGACGGGAUGGAUGGCUACCUUGAGCGGCUCGACAAGGGCACGCCCCAAGCAUUCGAAGAUCUGAAGACUUACCUGGCUUUGGAUAUUGUUGUAGUGAAGCCGGAAGCUAGGGAGACGCUCUACUUGUACCUAGGAGUGACCCAGCAAGCCGUCAGCUCUGUGCCGAUGCGAGACGAUGGGAUUCCAAGGCCCAUCUAUUAUAAGGAGGAAGAGCACGAGAAGGUGAUUACUGAGUCUUGGUGGACUAUGUCAGUAGACGGGGCAUCCAGGCUAAAAGGUUAUGGGGGAGGAGUGGUCUUCAAUACUCUAGAAGGGUUCGAGGUUUAUCACGCCCUGAUUUUUAAGUUCAAGCUAACUAACAAUGAAGCAGAAUACGAAGCCCUGGUAAGUGGGCUGAGGUUGGCUAAAACCCUACAUGUUUCACACCUGGUCAUCAAAUCGGAUUCCAGCCAGGUGGUAGGGCACGUUAAUGAGAAUAUAGAUGCAAAGGGAGAGAAGAUCCAAAAGUAUCGAGACCUAGUGAGGGCCUUACUACGAGACAUGGAAGAGUAUAAGUUUGAGCAGAUUCCUAGGGGGCAAAAAACAUACGCAGACCUGUUAUCAAAGUUAACCCAAGAAACCCUGGAACAUGUCUCGAAAUUAGCCAAAAUUGACAUGGUGGAGAGGCCGAGUAUUGAAUUGAAACCAAUAAACCUGGUCAUGGAACUUGACCGGGUGGGUCCUGGCCUGGUCCAGGCGGAUGAUUUCUGGAUGACAGAUUUGGUCAAAUAUUUGGUGACUGGGCAACUUUCUGAGGAAGAUGACCGGUCAUGCAAAGUGAAGUUGAGCGCACCUCGUUUCCAGCUGCUUGAAGGAAAACUAUACAAACGGUCAUUUGGUGUACCAUUGUUGAGAUGUCUGACAAAGUCUGAAGCAGAGAGAGUGGUUGCCGAGGUGCAUGAAGGUGUCUGUGCAGCCCACCAGAUGUCAAGGACCUUGGCGCAAAGAAUCAUCAUGCUAGGUUACUAUUGGCCGACAAUGAACAUGGAUUGUGAGCGAUUUGGGCUGGAUAUCAUGGGAGCAUUCCCCGUGGCUCAAGGAAGUAAGAAGUAUGUUGUCGUUGCCAUCGACUCUUUCACGAAAUGGGUAGAAGCUGAAGCUUAUGCAACUAUCACUACAAAGCAAUGUCAAAAAUUUGUCUGGCAGCACAUCAUAACCCAGUUUGGAGCCCCACGAAGCAUUGUCACUGAUAAUGGACCAUAGUUCCGAAAUCCACGCUUCACUAAAUACUUAGAAGAUUUUGGAAUCACGCACAACAAGGCAUCAGUGGCCUACCCCUAGGGAAAUGGUCAGGUUUUAAUAAUGCCAAACCGCCGUGAUCAAGUCGAACAUUGAAUAUACAAGGCGAAGAACGAAGAUAAGAGCAAGAGCUAAACGAAGACCAAGAACGAAGACCUUAGUCAUAGUAUUGAGUCGGUCUUUAUUGUGAUCAAGACCGACCCAAUCUUUACACCUUGGCUCUUUAGGCUAAAAUCUCUCAUUGCAUUUCUUACAUCAUAAAAAUGUUUUUCAAACUUGUUAAAGUCAUUAAAAACACUUGGUGUUC
Molecule: messenger RNA, 4276 nt
Organism: Cuscuta campestris
Lineage: Eukaryota; Viridiplantae; Streptophyta; Magnoliopsida; Solanales; Convolvulaceae
Source: the annotation of a GenBank genome assembly